UGUUUGUUUGUUUUUUUGAUUAACUGCAAGUAGGAAUCGUCCUUGUCGAUGUGGUUUUGUACUUCAAAAAAGUUACAUAUAAAAGGAUUUCCAGACUGUUCUGCAGGUGAUUUGUGUGGAAAAUAAAUGCACUAAGAUGUUCUCUGUAGUUGCUGCUGUGUCUCUGUGCAUCAGCGCAGGUGUGCUGGUCCGGGGUGCUCCCUGCGAGCCUGUCAAGAUACCUAUGUGCAAGAGCAUGCCUUGGAACAUCACUAGAAUGCCCAACCAUCUCCAUCACAGCACCCAGGAGAAUGCCAUCUUGGCUAUUGAGCAGUAUGAAGAGUUGGUGAAUAUCGACUGCAGUUCAGUGCUGCGGUUCUUCCUUUGUGCCAUGUACGCACCCAUCUGUACCCUUGAAUUCCUUCACGACCCCAUCAAACCCUGCAAGUCUGUGUGCCAGAGAGCCCGCGAUGGUUGCGAGCCCAUCUUGCAGAGGUACAACCACAGCUGGCCAGAAAGCCUGGCGUGUGACGACUUACCUGUUUAUGACAGGGGGGUCUGCAUCUCUCCAGAGGCGAUUGUCACUGAUUUACCUGAAGAUGUGAAGUGGCUGGACUUUUCAAGGGACAUGAUGCCUCAUGAAACACCACAAACGUCUGACUGCAAAAGCUGGAGUUCAGAUAGUUGCAGAUGCAGAAAAAUUAAGCCAACGUUAACAACUUACCUUGAAAAGAAAUACAGCUAUGUUAUCCAUGCUAAAGUUAAAGGAGUAAGUAGAAGUGGCUGCAAUGAAAUAACAACCGUGGUGGAGGUUAAAGAGACGUUGAAGUCUUUAACUCCCAUCCCGCGUGCUCAUGUUCCUAUAUUCACCAACUCAUCCUGCCAGUGUCCACAGCUUUCCCCCAAUCAGGAUGUACUCAUCAUGUGCUACCAGGGGCGCUCAUGGCUGAUGCUGCUGGAAGGCUGCUUUGUUGAAAGAUGGAAAGAGCAACUAGUCAAGAGGUACAAGCGAUGGGAACAAAGAUUACAGGAACAGCAGCUGCAUGUAAACCAUGAAAAGAACCAGAAUGCUGGCCGCAGUAGACAAACCCCUAAACUAAAACCAAAGACGUCAAGUUCAACCCCUGGGAGUCCAAAGAAAACAGUAAAAAACAAGAACACUCAGAGAGAUGCAAGAUCCAAGAAACCAUAAGUGCAGUUGUGAAAUGUGUGACGUACUUGCAUGACAAGGGAUGGGCAGAUCCUUCACUGUCCUCAUACACUAUUCCUGCAGCAUCUCACAUCACAUUACAGCCAGUGCCAAUGGUUUUGCACUAAACUUGUGGUUAUCAUUUAUCAAGCUUGCUCACAUUUCAUAAUUAUCACAAUGUGUGCUCUCCCAUAUUCCUUGCUGACAGCAUCUGGUUAUGCCUUUUGUGACAGUACUGUGUGCCAAAAAAUAGCUAAUUAUGAUGUUUUCAAAUAUCUGGUUUUUCUUUUUGUUUACACUUUUUGAAAAUGUUCCUUUCUUAGAAUGUGUGUGUACUUCAGACUGGCUACUGGCUUCUGUUGUUUUCUCCUUAUCUAAAAGUUAUCUGUAUGAAAAAAAGGUGUUCCUUAGGGACUUGCAAAAUAACAUGUCAGUGUUGAUAAGUCCCUGGCUUUGACUGAAUCUCUGUCCUUUCAUUUGGGCUAAUUGGAAGCUAUUUUGUUAGUAAAUGAUGUGACCCAUAUGCAGGCCAUAUGCAAUGCCAAAAUGAACCUCAAACUAAUUCAACAAUAAAAGUAGCACUCAGAAGAACUGUUGGGUUGCUUAGAUGCUUUUUCAAUUCUAACAAACAGUACCGGAUAUUUUUAUUUUUAUUUUGCCAGGACAAUAUAAGGUGAAUCUAGUUAGAAUUUGGAUACAUGCAUACUUUUCAUAACAGUUUUUAAAGAUAAAUUGCUCCAUACAGAGCAAAAGAUAAUUGAAUGAGGCAUUAACAUCUCUUAGGUGUUUCAUGUAAAAAAAAAAAUAUUAUCAGUAUAAAAAAACACAGUCUGAAAAAAGCUUUUAUAUUAGGUGUCAUUUAAACCUUUCUCUUACUGGAAGGGGUUUCAGAAGUACAUUAGCUUGUCUCCCAGAGUGGUAAGCAGAUAUACAGGAAAGGGAAACUUGAGUCCAUAAUAUUCUACUGAUAAUUGGACAAUAUAAACACUGUUGACUGUCAGUGUAUGCUUUCUGAUAAAGUAAAAUAAAAAUAAUAAUAAACAAAAAACAAUAUUAGCAAAUAAAAAGAACAAGUUUAAUUAAAAUGAAGGUUCAUAUUCAGCAGGUUCACUGAUCACUUAUGGAAGCAAGGCCUGGAUAAUCAAAAUGAGUGCUACUUUGAAGUUGUAAUAAAUGUACAUUACAAGGAAUUUUGAUUUAUUUCAGGCAUAAUAAGUAAGUGAAUCGCAGGUUCACCUUUUUUUAACAUUUGUAUUUUUUUUUAAGCAGGCUUAAUUGCAUGCCUCAAUGUUGUUUUUUAAUGAGUUGAACAAAACUACUGGAACAGCUUUUUAAAAAUAUAUGUCACAUUAUUUUUUAAUAGAUUGUUAGGAUUAAAAAUAGGAUUUUUUAAUGCUUGUCUCCACCACAAUGUGCAGCAUUCCCUCAUACAUUUUCAAAGUUCAACAUUCCUGUUACAGAAAUAAAAUAUAUUACUGCAAAUGUCUAAGAAGUGUUUUGUUCAAAGGCUGCUUUUAAUGCAUGUCUAUGUUAAAAGCUGUUGUCCUGGUAAUGUAUCGUAUACAUUGUGGGUUUACCCUUUAUUGAAUGAGUUUUUUUUCUCAACAUGAUCACAUUUAAUCCCAAGACACUGGCAGGGAAAACUUUGUAAAAAUGUUACAAGGGUCUAUUCACUUAAUUAGGUGACUGCUGCUCACUUAAUUCACAAUUGAUUAUUACACAUUACAUACUUUUGGUAGCGUUGUCAGGUAUAUGUAUUGUACAACUGCGGUUGAAAGGAUUCAAGGAGCCAUUAGACCCAUCUUUGCUUGUCCAAUUCCCAGUAGCUGAAUGAUCUCACAACUUUGUCAAGUUGGCUCUUAAAGGAUCCAAGUGAUUUAGGAUCACUAUCAUGACUAGGUAACCAAUUCCAUACCCUCACCACUCUUUGUGUGAAUAAGUGUCUCCUCACAGUUCUAAGUGUACUGUAUCUCCACUUCAUUUCCAGCUGUGUUCUCUGGUUGUGGUUUCUGUGCUACUUAAAGUAUUGAUUGGGAUGAACUAUGUCAACUCCUUUAAUCAUGCCCCCCAACCCACCCCCUAAUUUUCUUUGUUUUAGCUAAAUAGAUUCAGUUCUUUCAGCCUGCCUCAUAGCUCAUAAUCAACUGUCUUUAACAGGCUCAGCUUGCAUUUUGAACACUGUAUUGCUGCUCAUUUCUGUCUAAAUAAUUGUCCCUCCAAUCACAUUGCUGUUUUCUGUUUCAACAAUGGCAGUGAUUCAGGGAGAUGCUUCUUUUAAUUCCACUUGUUCAGCAGUGCACAUAUCUUUCAUUAACUGCAUUUUUUUAAAAGCUGAACAAUUACAAAUUGUUACCAAAUGAAAAACUAAUAACUUAAUUUAUAUAACUUGUGUCAAU
Molecule: messenger RNA, 3564 nt
Organism: Polyodon spathula (Mississippi paddlefish)
Lineage: Eukaryota; Metazoa; Chordata; Actinopteri; Acipenseriformes; Polyodontidae
Product: secreted frizzled-related protein 4-like
Exons: 6
Coding region: 137-1171 (344 amino acids)
Biological process (GO): non-canonical Wnt signaling pathway; canonical Wnt signaling pathway
Cellular component (GO): cytoplasm
Molecular function (GO): Wnt-protein binding
Source: RefSeq, a predicted model, not a curated record